Chrysoperla carnea is the source of this 957-nucleotide messenger RNA. RefSeq names its product cytochrome P450 3A19-like. Gene Ontology annotation, molecular function: heme binding; monooxygenase activity; iron ion binding. The record is from RefSeq and is a predicted model, not a curated record. Bases 1 to 957 code for a protein of 318 amino acids. NCBI's taxonomy places the organism in Eukaryota, Metazoa, Arthropoda, Insecta, Neuroptera, Chrysopidae. The transcript is spliced from 7 exons.
AUGACGUAUGACAGCGAGUGGAUUAUUAUUGCCGCUUUAACAACAAAUACCGGUAAAGUGCGAGCAUGGGGUUCCGCAUACAAAAUAUUAGGGUCAACAAUGGGUGUAAAUAUAAACUCGCAUGAAGAUGAUGGAUCUUCUUACUUUCAUGCUGUACACAGUUCGUUGUAUCUUGUAGUAGCUCCAUACUUGAAUCCAAUCAAGUUUUUUAAUAUAUUUUAUCGAUUCUCACAAGAUUAUAAAAUGGUAUUAAAAAAUCGUGAACAUACGCAGGAAUUUACUAAAAAAAUUAUUUCGGAAAAACAAAAAUUUAUGGCAAACGUUAUAAAUAAUAAUGAGUCAAUUAACAUUAAAGCAAUCAACCGUAAUGGUUAUGAUACAACAGCACUUUCUCUCAGCUAUGUUUUAUUACAUUUGGCUGCAUAUAAAGACAUACAAACAAAAGUAUAUAAUGAAAUAUUGGAAGUUGUUGGUGACAUAAAUGUAGACUCAAUCAAUGUUGACGAUUUACCAAAGCUCAAAUAUAUGGAGAUGGUUCUAAAAGAAUCUAUGAGAUUAACUCCAACGAUUCCACUAAUUGUAAGAGAGCCAUCCCAAGAUAUUAAAAUUGGCAAUUAUAUAAUUCCAAAAGGAGUAUCUAUAUUAAUUCCAAUCUUUACUAUCCAUCGAAAUCCAGAAUAUUGGGAAAAUCCAUUAAAAUUUGAUCCAGAACGAUUCACAGCAGAAAAUAUAAAAAAUCGUCACCCUUACGCGUACAUUCCAUUCAGUGCUGGUCCUAGAAAUUGUAUUGGUGGUCGAUAUGCAUGGAUCUUUAUGAAAACAACGUUGGCUGCAUUAUUAAGCCGGUAUGAAUUUCACACCGAUAUAAAUUUGGACACAUUAAAGUUUGAAGCAGCGAUUUCACUGAAAUUAGUUAAUGGGCACCAAGUACGAAUCACACCACGAUAUAAAUCAUAA